AUGGCCCCCGUUGGGAGACAGAGGGAGAGAGGCAUUAAGAGAUCGAGUGCCACAAAAGACAGGAUAAAAAAUAUGUUGAAGAAGCGGCUUCCGCUACAACGAGGCAGAAAUUCGAGGCUGGAAGUGUCUUACCUGUACAGGUUUAAGUUUAUGAGGUUCUUAAAUCUCUGGGAGAUGACCAUUCUUCGGCGAAAGAAGAGUAAAAAGGAGAACCAGCAAAAGGCGAACUUGAUUAAAAAUAUGGGUCCGAUGGAGACGAAGGAGGGGCGUUCCACCACAUGUUUUUGGAGGGAUCCAGAUGCAAAAUUUUGCAUCAUCUGUGGAGACGACCAGGAAGUGCAUUUGGAGCUGAAGUGCCCGUAUAACUAUCUUUCCCCGGUCACAUAUGUUCCCUGCAGAGCACGACUUGCUCUCUGGGGUAAUUACACAACCACACUUCGUUACAAGUGCCCAAGGCAUAGAGAGGAAGAAAUGAGAGAACCUCCCAUGCACGACGAAAGGAACUCGAGGUGCCUCGAGUUCAUGCGGUGCCUUGUGCGUGUGAACAACUUGCCACAGCGCUACCACCCUGAGCAAUUUGCCGCACUGUUCAGCAGGUUUGGCCAGCUGCGGAUGUGGCAUAUAGCGACGCGCAGCUCUGGGGCCUGCAAGGGAUACGGUUGUGUCGUCUUCCAGCACCGUGAGCAUGCUGAGGAGGCCAUUGAGGCACUUAACUGCUGUGAAGUCAGUGAGUGUAAGCUGCGAGUCGAUUGGGCUUACCCUUGUCUAAAUUACUGUUGA
This is a messenger RNA of Miscanthus lutarioriparius, 780 nucleotides long. The record is from the annotation of a GenBank genome assembly. Lineage: Eukaryota; Viridiplantae; Streptophyta; Magnoliopsida; Poales; Poaceae.